UCUCGUCCAGACUGAAGCUACGUACAACAUCAUUGAGAAAAUUGAGGGUUGAUGGUUUGGGCUCUCCCCAAUAUAGAUGUGAAAGUCUGACUCCAUUUUCCCAUCGUAUAUUCUUGCUCUUAAAACAUGUGUGGAGUCAGUUUUUGUCUUGGAGGAAGAAAACAAGUUAUAUUUCAUCAGCAGUGGAGAGUGCAAGUUGAAAGCCCCAAAGAGGAUGGAGUCGCACUCUGGAGGCAUUGCUGAUUAUGAAACAGUGAGCAAGGAACGGGACAGCCCACCAAGCUAUGGUUUCUAUGAUGCCAACACGAUCUCGAGAUUGGGACCCGGAUCCUUCUUCGGUGAGGGUUGUAUCUUCCGCAAGCUGCGUCGAGACUGGAUUGUGGAGGCCGCUACGCAUGUCAAAGCUUAUCAGAUAAAUAAGAUGGACUUCCUGCAAGUGGUUCCGCCGGAUAUCAAGGCAACACUGGAAGAGGAAGCGACUUUCAGAAUGCUGUACUUUGAUGGACGACUCUAUAGGCAUAUGCCUGUAGGGCCUGGCAUUCGUGAGACAUAUGUUCGCCGAAUUCGUCUUCACAUCAAGAACUUGGCUUCCCAGAAGGAUGACAAGUUCAGCCAGAUUGCAAACAGUGGGCAGAACAACAAUACGGCAAAAGCCGUAGAAACAGCAGUGGACGAGAAGGGACGAAAAGGCAGCAUAUCUUCCUUAGCGUCUACCAAACUCAUCAAGAACAUACUGAGCACUGCCAAUCUUUCUCGAAGUUUCAGCACUGGCUCAGCUCUAGAGACGGAUGGAAUGGGCCAAGAGCGGCGGUCGAAAGCGCUGAAUGCUCUCAGAGAGGAUGCCGAAGCAGGGCUCGCUGAGAUUGAGAGAAGGCAGAAGAGGAUUGGGGAAGCUUCCUUACCGAGAAUCCCUCCCGCUCUGACGGCGAUGAAGUCCGGAAGUCCGAAAUUGGCUGAGCUGAUGGGAUCCCAUUCGUCCCCAAGACCCUCCACAGCACCGGCCGUGGACAGCAAAGUUGCUCCUUUCGACUCGGAAGCCACUGCGGCCGACGCUCUUUCUUCGGACUUGGAGAGUCCUGCGUCGCCAUCGGAUCCAGCGGGACCUUUCACAACGGAUAGUCCUGAAUCGUCACCCCGGUCACUUACGCCAAGUGGUCGCCGGGACCGGGCCCAUGGAGGAGUUUUGACCUCAGCUCGUGAUCCCCUUAUGAAGAACGAUUUCUGCCUCAGAUCCCCCCUUGCUUUCCUCCUGCGGGCACCAUCGAUGCUCUCCUCCAAGGUCUUGAAAAUGACUGGUCCUUUGCGCAUUCCCAUUGGCGAUCGCACGGGCUACCCCCUUCGAACCCAGACACCAAUCGUACGGAAAUGGAGCAAGCUCUUAAAUCCUCCCAACUCUGCAGACGCCGCAAAGCUGGUACCGGGGGGAGCACCUGCACCAAGGCUGGAUUCAUGGCUCCGAUCCCACUUCCAAAGAGACAGCAGGAAGAUCGGAGCUCCAAGCAGAGCAUGGACACCUCGGGAAAGAGUAACAGUGCAGAUGAUGAGAUCGCCAAGGCAUGGCAUGGUGCCAGUUGGGUCAUUGAAUGCGUGGAACAUUGCCGCGCAAACGCCAUAUGGCACCACUGCACCAGGCACUCCAAGACUGCAUAGAUACACACCACAUACCCUCCGCACUCCUCGGGUAUACACCCCACACACUGCUGGAACUCCAGGAGGGAAUAGCUUGUCCAAGGGUAGUGCGACCAACAAAAGGACCCGUGACUCUCCCUCUGGUGCAAUGCCAGAUGCAGGUGUCGACGAGAGUGACGUCGUUGCAUCCCAACUGAGAAGGAAACUCCAAACCACAAAGAGGUGGCUUGGCAUCCAGGCAUCUCAACAUUGAGACCCCUCGCUGAUCACAAAGUCCCUCCUCCCCAUCAUCAACCUCAUUCACACAGACAUGCGCACACACACACAUGAGGAACAUUGCACACCUUGAUGUUUUGCCUUCUUCUCAUUGGUGGAGAAGGUUAUUCGGUUGGUGCUUCUUUGCAAGACACACACACACACACUCAGACGUGGGGAACCUACACGAUAAUUUUGCUGUAUUUGCGGUUUGCAUUCAUAGCAAUGUUUGGUGAUUGCCUGACAACGUGCACACCCCCACUGCUUGAUGUUUUGCAUUCUUGUCAUUGGCGAAGAAAGAUUAUUUGGUUGGUGUUUCUUUGCAAGACAUACUCACACAUAGACUUGGGAGCCUUAUACUCUUUACGUUU
Molecule: messenger RNA, 2255 nt
Organism: Chara braunii
Lineage: Eukaryota; Viridiplantae; Streptophyta; Charophyceae; Charales; Characeae
Source: the annotation of a GenBank genome assembly